UUUGCUUGUUCACUUUAGGAAUUAGUUCAAUAUAACUUAGUCCGAACGAUUCGAUUCCACUCUAUUUGGCAUUCAAUUUAUCCCGUGUUUUGUGUUGUUUUCCCCUCAUAUAAAUCAAUAUGGCAGCUUACACCGAGGAUCAGUUGGCUGAGUUCCAGGAGGCCUUCAAUCUGUUUGAUAAUCGCGGCGAUGGCAAAAUUCAACUGAGCCAGGUGGGAGAAUGCUUGCGGGCAUUGGGACAGAAUCCGACGGAGUCGGAUGUGAAGAAGUGCACGCAUCAAUUGAAGCCCGAUGAGCGCAUCUCAUUUGAGGUCUUUCUGCCCAUCUAUCAGGCCAUAUCGAAGGCACGUUCCGGCGAUACGGCCGAUGAUUUUAUUGAGGGAUUGCGUCAUUUCGAUAAGGAUGCCAGCGGUUACAUAUCAUCGGCGGAGCUGCGCCAUCUGUUGACCACGCUGGGUGAGAAGCUGACCGAUGAGGAGGUGGAACAGCUGUUGGCCAACAUGGAGGAUCAGCAGGGCAAUAUCAACUAUGAGGAGUUUGUGCGCAUGGUCAUGAGCGGUUAGGAAUCAAAACACAGGAAGAAGCAACAAUAAUAUUAACAUCAACGACAACAACAACAACAAGACCAAUUCACCUGCCAUGCUAGCUAGCCGUUCAUUCCGCCAACUCCAAUUCCAAGAUUCCACUUUAUUUAAGUAGCAGCAUCAGCAGUAGCAGCAGCAUUAGCUCCAUCUAACCAAUAGUUUGUCUCUUAGCCACAAAUUUGUAUACUUUGUAUAUUUGUUGCAUUUCGGAUGCGGAUUAAUGGACAAAUUGAAUUUAUUCCAUCUAAAGACCUUUAACGCGACCAUUCAAACCACUAACAACUAAAUCACACCACAUACAGGGUAUUAACCCCUUCCAUCUGAAUCAGAAUCAGAAUCAGAUGUGUCGCGUCGUUAACUUUUGCGUAUUAUUCUAAAAAUGUAUCGAGUUUAUUAUUCAACUUAAUGAAAAGUAAAGGAAAA
Messenger RNA from Drosophila innubila, 1007 nucleotides. It is a transcript of the gene Mlc-c, whose product is annotated as myosin-2 essential light chain. Lineage: Eukaryota; Metazoa; Arthropoda; Insecta; Diptera; Drosophilidae. Bases 120 to 563 code for a protein of 147 amino acids. The transcript is spliced from 3 exons. Gene Ontology annotation, cellular component: myosin II complex. The record is from RefSeq and is a predicted model, not a curated record. Gene Ontology annotation, molecular function: myosin heavy chain binding; calcium ion binding.